AUGUUCCGGCCAAUAGUUUUCAUGAAGACUAUGAAGGCUCAAGGUUCAAGGCAUUGGAGACCACUCAGGUUGGAAAGAAUUAGGAGAGAAGAACAACGAGUCAAGGUGGCAAGUUUAUUGAGAUCUUGGAUCAGGUUGGACAGCAAAGCGAUUGCAGACAGCUUUAACUUAAUUCUGGACACUCUGCGGCUCAGUGGAACCAUGUUGUCAAAGUGUGGGAUGUGCCUGAUCUUGCUGAAUGUUGGCUGCAUUACACUCACACUGAAUGAAGACCCUGGUGAAAGUACUGUGGAGGUGAUUGGGAAUCUCAGGCAAGGUUUAAUCUUUCAGAAUCAUAAGAACAUUAUACAAUAUGUGCAAGAUAAGGGGUCCAGCUUGUCAAAGAUACAGGGUUCACUGAUGGAUUAUUACGUCGAAAUCAUCCUGAAUCCCAGGCAGCUGGCAGCUGACCUGAAACAGAUGGAGACUCCGAUGUUCUUACUUGCCAUGAAAUAUCUCCUCAGCAACUUCAAAGAGCAAUUUUUCCUUAGGAUUGACUUUGGGUACAUAAAAAGCCAAAUCCUGCAGAGUCGAGGGAACCGUUCACUGUUUGAUGCAACAUGGAGCCAGUGUGUGUCAGCCCUGAGCACUCCUGAUUGUGCGGAGCUUCUGAUAGAGAUGCUGAAGCUGUCGUCGGGUCUCUAUCUUCGAUCGGACAUGGUCACAAGUAUACCCAAAGAUCUGGAAGAUGAAACCUUUAAGACUUUAGCUUUGGUGUUUAAGGAGCUCUAUGAUCAAAUGUCAGCUCGUACACGGAGAGCAGUGUAUGAAUGGAUGAGGCAAGUUCUGCAGAAAUCUCACAAAGCCAAGGAGACGGGUGGAGCAGACUCUUGGAUCACUGCAGAAAGCCUGUGGGUUUUGGGGAGGUACAUUGUUCAUCUCCCUCUGGAGGAGAUCAAAAAAAUCAGUCCGCAUGAGAUACGACUGUUUAUCAACUACGACAACGCGACUAAGCAGAUGGACUCUGUGUAUGACAUCACACUGGCAACGGCCAAAGCUUUCCAGGAGAGGAUCAAUGCGUCUGGGUUUGACUUGACAAACACCUCGACAGUGUACAGGCUGGGCCUCCUGGUGUGUUUCUACCACAAUGUGCAGGAGCUGGAUGCUGUCCAUGCUCAGAAUCUGCUCCAUCAGAUGAUAAAGUGCAGUCGACUUCGGACGUUUCAAGCUGAUGUUAAACAGCUGAAAUCCCAGCUGCUUGGAGUAGCCUUGAGGAACCAGACUCUGAACAACAUGCUAGUCACCCUGUCGGAUGCUAUUGCUGGACUCACCUCUAAUCAGCUCGAGUCACUGUCAUCACAGGCUGUACGGAAUGCCAUCUCCAUCUUAGGGGCAGUUACUGAAUGGACACAAAGCCAGAUGAUAAUCCUGGUCAAUAAAUUUCUUGGGAACAACAAGCACCUGUCACUUUAUAACAUCAGCCAGUUGAGUACAUUGGUACCCGGAGUUGGCUCCGAUCUAUUUUACAAUAUGAGCGCUGGUAACCUGUCCCAAGCUGUAAAAGGGAUGCUAUCUGAGCAAGCCUCACAACUUACACCAACUCAGCGACUGGCGAUAAUCACUAAGAUUCUUGAAGGCAAAGAUGUCUCCUCUGUAUUGGACCUCUUUCCAGGGUCCUUCUUAAAAGAGGUGCCUCUUAUCAACCUGCUUAAAAUAAAGACCUUCAACAUUUCCUCUCUUCACAAUAAGGAGCUGAGGAGAAGUCAGGCUUUGUACCUGUUUAAUCUUCUAGCUGCCCAGAAGCCUAUACCUAAAAUCAUAAGUGUGGGGGAGCUAAUAAAAGGCCUAACGUGUGAACACAUCGAGUCCCUGAACAAUAUUACCUUUCUCCAAACUACUGACAUAUUUCAAAGGAAGUUCCAUCUCCUGUCGCCCCACCAGAUACACUGCCUGGCUCAGAAAUACCAUGACGUUACUCCACUGAAGGUGCCAGCUCUCUUCCUACAUGCGCUUCCCGCUGUUUAUCUAGAUAAAGCGCCGCCCUCCAUAUGCAGCCCUUUGUUAAUCACCCAGGGGAAGAUUGAUCUCGAAAUGAUCCCGAACUCAGUGAAGAGCACAACUAUCGUGGAAAAAGUGUUACAGUGUCUGAACUACACAGUACGGGAUGAGUAUGACGUGGACUUACUUGGGAGGUUAAUCUGCGACUUGCCUCCGGGGUUUAUAAAGACUAACGUCUCCCGCAGCGCACUGGCUGAGAUGUUCAGUCACUUCAGAUCCUGCAGGGCUCUCAGCACCAACCAGAGAAGGGAAAUUAAUAAUCAGCUUGAAUUAUUUUAUGGAGCUCCCACUGAGUGGCAGCCUGAAUUAAUACAGGAUCUUGGACCAUUAGUUACGCUUCUGGCGAAGGAUGACUUGAUGAUAAUUACUCAAAAGUUUCCAGAUCUGCUUUUCCAGCUGGCAUCAGGUGAGGAGUGGACCCAAGUUCCCCGUGAGUUUCUUGCUGUGGUGUUUGAUGCUGUCCAGUCAACCAACAAGGAACUUGCCUGUCCAGAGUGCAGUGGUGUUACAGCACCCUCUUUUGACCAUAUACUAAAACUGGGUGACGCCAAUGCUUAUUGGUCAGCCCAACAGCUACAGUGCAUGACCAUUGGAGCCUUCACACAAAGCGUGGAGGUGCUCGGAGGGCUGAGCGUGCUUAACUUAACCCAGCUCGCAGCUCUGAAGGACAAGGCAAAGACGAUGUGGGGUCCGGUAUCAACCUGGAGGAGCUCCCAGGUAGUUGCACUCGGACGCAUCGCAUUGUCCUUAAAUGAGGAAGAAAUCAAAGCUCUGGAUCUGAGCUCCAUUGAUACUGUGGCUGCCCUGAGUCAGCUGAGUGAAUGGACACCUGCACAGGCUCGGGGCUUGCUGGAAGGUUUCCUUCAUGAUUCUGGGCAGAGCGUUGGUGCUCUGAAGGGUUCGGACUUGGUCGGGUUGGGGGUAGGCCUGUGUGAAAUGAACGGUGAACAGAUCAGCUCCCUUAGUGCUGCAGCUUACAGUGCUGCAGCUGCCAGGAUUGGUGAGAUCUCUUGCAGAGCCGAGGUGUUACGGGAACUGUGGAAAAAAGCAAGAAGUGUUUACGGAAAUGGGGGUGAAUCGUAUAACUUUUUUCUCCAAGAAGUUGGAACAGUGGCAGCUGGGAUAAGUGGAGAAGAGCUGAAGGAACUGAAUGAGAAUCUGAUGCCGUACUUUCACCCCAAAGCAAUCGCGGCUCUACCAAGCCACACAUUUACAGAGCUUUCUCCUGAACAGUUGGGAAACCUCGGAGUGGAAAAUGCAGCUGCAGUUACAGCAUCACAGCGACAAACACUGAACGCAGAGCAGAUGCGCAGCCUGCAAUCAGUGAUCGAUGGGAUUGAGCCCGGCAUAUUACCUCCCACACCUCCCUCUGCUUUCCAGUCCACAAAUAGAGUGGCUUUCAACGGCGGAAAUGUUUUCUUACUUUGGACCGCUUGCAUUAUACACUACAUCACUGACUGAGGAGAAGCCUUGUGAGAUUCGUUGAAGGACUGCUGUAGUGCCUUGCGACCUCAUAGACCACUCAAGCUUCCAUCUCCAUCUUCAACGAAGAUGAUUACAGUUCAAAGAGUUUAUACUGACACUGAAGAGGAAAGUCCUUCUUAACAUACCUGGGGCCAAGAACAACAAAUUGCAAUUUAGAUAGUGCUCUUUGUUGUAGGUUAAUGUCUCGGAGAGCUUCACAAUGAUGAGGUCAGAUGCCAAA
Messenger RNA from Callorhinchus milii (elephant shark), 3742 nucleotides. RefSeq names its product otoancorin. Gene Ontology annotation, cellular component: cell surface. Gene Ontology annotation, biological process: cell-matrix adhesion. The record is from RefSeq and is a predicted model, not a curated record. NCBI's taxonomy places the organism in Eukaryota, Metazoa, Chordata, Chondrichthyes, Chimaeriformes, Callorhinchidae.